Hippopotamus amphibius kiboko is the source of this 4761-nucleotide messenger RNA. RefSeq names its product PDZ and LIM domain 2 (gene PDLIM2). Lineage: Eukaryota; Metazoa; Chordata; Mammalia; Artiodactyla; Hippopotamidae. Gene Ontology annotation, molecular function: muscle alpha-actinin binding; actin binding. Gene Ontology annotation, biological process: actin cytoskeleton organization; muscle structure development; heart development. The record is from RefSeq and is a predicted model, not a curated record. Gene Ontology annotation, cellular component: filamentous actin; adherens junction; Z disc.
CCCUGCCCUCGAGAGGAUGGGGACACCCCGGGGAGGACGGCCGCAGCCUCUAGGGGGCUCUCGGGAGAGCAGCCCCGGGCCUCCAGCGGGCGCGGGCCAGGUGGCAGCGCAGGGGCUGAGCUGCGCGGAGGAGGCGGCCUCCCCGGCCAGGGGCGGCGGCAGGGGCGGCCCCGGGAUCACAUGGGCGGAGGCAGGUCCCGGAGUCCCGGGCGGGCUCUCCCCAGAGCCGGGCAGACGGCGGUGGCGGCGGCGGCGGCGGCGUCUCCUGGCCCCCUCCUACCCUUCCCUUCGCUCCCGUGCCUGGCUGCCCAGCCCGAAAGGUGAGCGGGAGCCAGGUGAGCGCGCCCACCUGCGCGCUGUCCGCACGGCCCGCGACCUCCCGGGCCCCGGCGCCCUCGCCGCUCUGCGCGUCUGCGGCGCCCUCGGCGCACCGACCUCCCCUCCGCACACCGCCUCUCCCCGCAGCCUCGCCUGCGGUCGGCGCCCCCCGCGAGCUAGGCUUUCCCGUCCCGGGCCCUCCUCCUCCAGCCCCCCGGCGUUCGGGUACUUUGCUAGAAGCUCAGAAGGCUCCAGAACUGGGCGAGCCGGGUCGACGGGCUGGGCACCUCUCCGCGGCCCCCGCGCGAAGUCCACUGGCCGGCUCAAAGGUAUGGCACUGACAGUGGACGUGGUGGGGCCGGCGCCCUGGGGCUUCCGCAUCUCCGGGGGCAGGGAUUUCCACACACCUAUCGUGGUGACCAAGGUAACCGAGCGGGGCAAGGCCGAAGCUGCUGACCUCAGGCCUGGUGACAUUAUUGUGGCCAUCAACGGUGAGAGUGCAAAGGACAUGCUGCAUGCCGAGGCCCAGAGCAAAAUCCGCCAGAGCCCCUCGCCCCUGAGGCUGCAGCUGGACCGGCCUCUGGCUGCCUCACCCAGGCAGACCAACGGGGAAAGCUCCCCGGAAGUGCUGGCCGCUCGCUUCCAGAGCUCCAGGAGGACGCACACGGACAGCCAGUCCUCCCUGCGGUCUUCCUGCUCCAGCCAAGCCUCCCUCAGCCCCCGGCCAGGCAGCCCCUUCUGCACCCUACUCCCCACCAGCCACCAGGCCCCCGCUGGAGAGGUGGUGACCAGCCACAGUUUUCAGAGCCUGGAGUACUCCCUAGAACCUGCUGCUGCUGACCGCUUGUUCUAUGGGGGCCGCCCUGGAAGCCGACCGGCCGGCCUCGGCCUCGCUGGCGACUCGGCUGUGCUCGUCCUGCCGCCACCACCUUCCCCAAGUCCCCGUUCCUGCAGCCCCAGGCUCAGCGUGGCCUCGGAGGGGGAAAGCCAACUCCUGAGAGAGGACUCGGAAGUCUUCAAGAUGCUGCAGGAAAAUCGCGAGGCACGAGUGGCUCCCCGGCAGUCCAGCUCCUUUCGGCUCUUGCAGGAAGCCCUGGAGGCUGAGGAGAAAGGUGGCACGCCUGCCUUCUUGCCCAGCUCGCUGAGCCCCCAGUCCUCCCUGCCCGCCUCCAGGGCCCCAGCCACCCCACCCAAGCUCCACGUGUGUGAGAAGUGCAGCACCAGCAUCGCGAACCAGGCCGUGCGCAUCCAGGAGGGGCGGUACCGCCAUCCCGGCUGCUACACCUGCGCCGACUGCGGGCUGAACCUAAAGAUGCGCGGGCACUUCUGGGUGGGGGAUGAGCUGUACUGCGAGAAGCACGCCCGCCAGCGCUACUCCGCACCCUCCACCCUCAACUCCCAGGCCUGAGCGCCCUCCACUCUGAGGGCAUCUCUGCGCCAGCCCGUGCCAACAGCAAAUUAGCCUGGGAAGGCAAUGGGAGGUGGUGGGGCCCCUUCCUCCUUGCUGGGUGAGGCCAGAGGCUGGGACCUGCCUGUGCACCUUCCCAGCCCUCUGCUGGAUACUCUUGUGUCCUCCUGCCGCACAGGCUCUGCACCAAAGUCCAAAGUGGGUGCAGCAUUGGACAUCUUUGUGCACUAGGGAUUAAGUAGGUUUGGGCAUGGAGAUUAGUAUCUAGAAGGAGUGGGCUGGGCCAGAGGCUACAGGUACUCACUGUGUAAAGUUUUCAGCAUAUGAGCUCUAUAAAUAUAUAUUGUAUGCGGACAAAACAAAGUAGGUGCCCCUCUUUUCUCUCCUUCCCCACCCCAGCCCCUGGGGAUGAGCUUCUCCCUACUGCUGGGUGGAGAGUCUUUCAAUAUACAAUCCCCCCCCUUACUUUCCCCUCCCUCAAAGCCCCACCCUGCCAGAUGCUUUGCCAUGUGGCAUUCCUGACGGAAGUCUCGCUCCUUUUAGCAGUGGGUCGUGCUCUUCCUGGACGCUUUUGUACAGAUGCCAGUUUUAUUGGGAUGAUCCCUGGUAGAGGAAUGCGUUUCUCACUGGGAGCCUGGAGAGGGGAGGGGAUGCUAGAAGGCCAGCAGCAAACGGGAGACAGACCCUGAGACCCCUCCUGCGCAGGCCUGUCUCCGUGAGACACCAUCUUGCUCUGCCAGCCCUGGCUGGGCUGGCGCUCUGUGCCCCUCGCUCUGCUUGGUGUGGAUGCUGCCAGCCCUGCUGACUUACCCAGAGGAGCUGGGUGGGCAAGAGAGGGGGCAACAUCUAAAGAACGUCCUGCACGCGCCCAAGGCUGUUGCACCCAUUUGAGAAAGAGCAUCCCCGGAGUCACCUUGGACAGGGUUGUGAGUGAGCUUUGCCUGGGAGGACCACCCACCAGCGCCCCCACCCUGAGGACCACCAUCCUCCAAGCGAGGGCUGGUCUGCCCACCUCUUCCCUGGGAGCCCCGCUGGCUCCAGUGGUGGUUGAUUUGAAAACUCGUGCUUGCUAGGCUCGCCUGCCCUGGGGGUGUGUUUGAGUCAGUGGUCUUCCGCCAGAUUUUUGGCUUGAUUCACCCACCACUCCUAGUCCUAAUCCCAGAGGACAUUUCAGAAAGGUGCAUGGGUGCUGCUGGGUACUCCUUAUCACCCAGUCAGCCUGAGGGAAAAGAUCCGAGCUGGGCUUCAGAGCGUGCUUUCUGUGCUGUCUGGUUCUUUGGGGAAGGAAUCUUGGCAGAGACGGGGUGUGUUGCCCUCUCAGGCACCUUGCUAUAAUUUACACCUUGCUAUAAUUGUCUCACCUUUCGCCUAGAUGGCUGCCUUCAUUUUCAUAGGAAAGAUCAAGGCUGUCUGUGGCUCAGGAGUUGUCAGGCCCGAACUGUCCGGUCCUAAGUGGGAUGGGCUCCUUGGCGCCACCUAGUGUCAGGUGUAGCCCUCGGCGGGGAGAAUGCCCACAAAAGGGCAUUCACUCUUCCCUGAAUUCUUGGGUCCUGGCACAGUGGGAGUACAGAGACAAAGCACUUUUCUGGCUUUCCUAAAGAUAAUAGUGUGGCAGUCAAGUGGCAGUGACUGAGCUGACAUGAAUGAAAUAAUGUUACAUCGCAGUCAGCGUGAAGAGUUCGUGUGGAGCACACAGGAACGCCCUGAGAGUUCAGAGCAGGGUGUGAGAGUUCACCCAUGGGUGUGAGAGGAAGAACAGGACACAGAUGAGGAGAGAAGUGCAGAGUGAGGGGAUGAGUGCAAGCGGAACGCUCACUUUAGGGCAGCGGCAGAAGGCGAUACCGAGAUAGGAUCGGAAAGGAAGAUGGGAGCCUUGAAUGACGUAAGAUAUGUUUUGAAUUUCACCUCAAGGCUCUGGGGACACUUUGAAGAAUUUUCAGCAGGGAAGUGACAGGUUGGAAAAAGGUGUGUUGGAAAUCUUAAUAUGCUCAGAUCCCCGCCUAUCACAAACUGGGCUGGGCCAGCAGCGCUCUGAGGAACAGAGAACAAAUGGGGUGUGGAGGCCCACAGGAAAUGGGUAGGCCAGUGAGUUGUUGAAUGCCUUUCAAAGGCUGGACAGGUUCAAGCUAAAAUCCACCUCUCUAAUUGUGGCAGCCAGCUUUCCUCCCUGGGGCCUGAGGGUUUCAGCACCGGAGCUCUCUGCAGCCACACAGCCAGCCUGAACUUGGGGGCAAAUGUCUUCGGAAGACGGAGUUAUUGGCCCAUCUCAUUUGUGUGCGGAGAAGGUUGGGGGCAGCCUUUGGUCUCUGGCCAGCUAUGAAGAAACCGAGGACAGGGAGGCUAAGUCGCUGGUCCAAGAGCUCCGAGCAGUAAGAGGAGGGGGCUGAGGAUGAGCCAGGAGCCUGCCCUUGCCCCUCCAUCACCAGAGGAAGCCUUCUAGGCCAUAAGAGAGGUCACCCCAGCUUCCAGCCAUCUCCAGUCUGGGAGGAGCUGCAGGCUCUUGGCUUUGCCCUUCCUCCCACAGGGCCUAGCUCAGUGCUGAGCUGGCAGGAAACGUGCUUCCUGAAGCUGGGAUUUCCCCACGGGGGCUGGGAGGCAUCGGGCAUCCCUGGCCUCCGCCUGAGGGAUGACUCUGCUGGGGCCACCACGUGUCUCAGGAACUCAGGUAGCUGCUCUCCCCUCAGGUGGGCAGUGAGGGGGUGGCUGUGCUGCCCCUCCCAUCCUGUCAAGCAUCACGCAAAGGGAGAUGAUUCUCCUCUGGCAGAAGGUGGAGUGAAGGAGAGACUGUGCAGUGAAGGCCGGCCCAGCUCAGGGCCAGGGCUGCCAGAGUCAGCGCAGCAGAAGGCAGAUGAGAAGGCAGCAUGUGGCCCCCCCACUGUGAGGGAUCCCAGCCACCAGGAAGAUGGGGCAGGCGAGGACCUGACACGUGGUUGUGUAGUGCCUGGAGUCACCAGCACUUACAGACGGAUCCCGGAUGCUGCUCCAGGGUGCUCGGCAGACUCCUGGAGGGAGAAUGGCAGGCUGAGGGGUCCCGG